ACUAGUACUAGCUCCCAUUAUCAGCGUCGUGGAGAGAUCGUCCCAAGCGUAAAAAGACGGUCACAUUAUACCUGCCUACCCAUACUUGUUUUGUGCCCUUGAUAACUUGUUCAGGAUGCUGCGAGGAGACCCCCGCGAAGACACAUCAGCCAACGGCUACGGCAAUGCCAGCAACGCUUUGUCAUCAGCCUGGGGCGGCUACAUUUCCUUGCUCGACUACCAGAACUCGGUGAACACGAACGCUCGGAGCAAGCCGCCUUUGAUCGAUCGCAUUUACGCCAUCGUCGGGGCGUACUCGCAGCUCGGGCUGGGGCUCCGCAUCAACGAGCAGCCGGCAUCUGAGGCAGCGACAGGAACCGCGAGUGCAUCAGCAUCAGCAGGACUAGCAGCUUUUCCAGCACAACAAAGGUGGCAAAGAUCGCAACCUAGUGGUGCACAGCAGCCUGGCAGCUCCACCUACAAGGAAAACUACCAAGACCCUACAUUCGCGGGCUACGGUGGCGCGUCUUCCCGGAAAGGCCGGCUGAACCCGUACCGAAUUCGAUCCUUGUUCUGCAGCGGGAAGGAAAAAUGGGUCCGGCAGAGCGAAUUUCGCGAAUUACUCCUCCUCGCGUCCAGUCUGCCGGGCGUGACGAUCGUUCAGCUGACCACCUCGGUCGCGGCCGUGCACGCGGGGCUUCUGGGUGCGGUCACGGGACUGGCCUUGCUGGUCUUGCCAGUCGCCUUGUUGAACGCGGUGUUGGGUGCGGUUUUGAGCAGCAUUUUGGUGUUUCCGUUGGAAAGAACCGGGCCGCUGUUUGCACCUGGCGCUGGUGUUGGUUUUCACAACAAUCAUGUGGGCGAUCAAUAUCAACACCCAGGAUCAUCAUCUGUGACUAAUCUUCAUCCCAAUAGCACAGUGAGUCGCACUGUAGAAGCUGCGCCUCCUCUUAUGGCCGCGCACAAUGCAACGUCGACUGGUUCUUUCGGCGUGGUCCAUAGUGCAACAUCACCAUCAAUAUUACACACGGACAGUGCAGAAGCGCGCGGGUCUUCCAGUUCAAUAGCUCCACCCAUGCUGCCUGGAACGGUGGUGCAGCAGCUGCACAACUUCACAGCCAGCUCUAUCGCAGGAGCAGGCACAACUUCUGCAUCUUCGACGGACCACGCGACCCACUCCAGUAUAAAUCACGACCGCUUGCGGGAUGUGUAUUUCAGUAUUUUCGUGCACGCCAGCUUCGUUUGCUUCGGCGGCAUCGCUUUGGAGAAGGCCGCGAUUUUGCGAAACACAUUCGCGAAACAACCGGAAAACCGGUUGCCGCUUCUGCUCGGUUUCAUCUUCGUCAUGCUCCUCGGCGAUCUCUCCUGGGCGCCGCCUUUGCGGCUAUUCGUCAUCCCCAUUGCGUUGCUACUGGUGUACAGCGACAGCCUGGAUUCCUUCUUUCAGUUCGUUCCGUGGCGCGGCGGCGGUUCUGGACUGGAUGGUACUAGUGGUGCGGAGAAAUCUUCCUCUUCUUCAAGAUCUGCACAUAAAAAUGCGCGGAACAACAAACGUAGAGCAGGCGAUGGUGAGGAGCAUAACGUCGAUCCUCGUGGAUGUAGUGGUCUAGGAGAUACCACCUACAACCCGAAUUACAAUUCCCAUUGGGACAUAACCCCGGGCGAUUUAUACUACACCUCGACAGACAGCAGAGCAGCUCGACAGGUCGACUCUAAAAAUGGAACCGAAGAUCUUCAUGCUAGGCGGCCAGACAACCACCCACGGUUGGACUUGCGUAUCGAUGAUGACAUGUCCGUUCCACCUCGGGAGGAGAGACAAAGAACUGAAACGCAACCGGCAAGAAACCCAGCAGCGAACAACUCUCCAGAUGGUGCAAUUCAGCAUCAGCACUCCCCGACCUCGCCUACUUCUUCCCCAACUUUUGGAUACGUUUCUCUCUUCGCUGAGCAGCAAGAACAAACGAAUAUGAAUCUACUGCGAGGUCGUGGUAGGAAUAACAUCAACACGUACUACGCCAACGGGCAACAUCAAGAAGAUUUGAAUAUGAUCGUCCAAGAGCCGUCGGACGAGCAGCUGAUUUUAGAUGCCGACCGAGAUCAGCUGGUCCAGUAUGGGGAGCCGUCCGGCUACGUUCUCUUCUCCGUCGCGGGUUUACUGUUCGUGCUAUCCUGGUUUUUCUGGUUCUCCGACUCCCUCGCGUGCUAUGGAUCCCACCUGCGGGCCGGGUUCACGCUGUUCGGGUUCGGCACGUGGAUCGAGGCGGUGCCGCUGCUGGAGUGCGAAAAUCUCGUGCCGAAGCACAUUUUUUUGUUGGGUCUAGUCGUCGCGCGCGUCCUUCCCGCCCCGAGCUCCCGACUCGGCGCGAUGAGCGCCGCGGCGUUUGCACAGAGCUACUUGGACUACAAGGUGCACAAAUUACUGCCCCAGGCCAUUUUCCGCGGGGUUGCCGCGGCCUGCUGUUUCGUCGUGCCGGGCGUUUUGCUGAUGUGGGGUUGCCUGCCCUUCUGGACCCAGACGCGGGAGGUUUUGACCGCUUUGCGGCCGAAAAUCGCGAAACUGCACAGCUGCAUGGCGGGUCUGGUCGCGGGGGCCACGACGCUUUUGAUGUUGCAGGCCAUCAACCGCGCCGACGACUUUCCCGCCAGUUUCAAGGCAGCACUGAUCAUCGUGCUUGCUGGGGUCCGGUUUUGGGUCGAAAACGUCAAGGAAUGGCAGAUCCUGCUCUUCGGCGGCGCUAGUGGGUUGUUGUGGCAUUUUGUCGUGAGCUCCUUCCACCUGUCGGCCGGUGGUACGUCGGCGGCGACGUAUGGUGAAGCUGCAGUGCCGGGGGCUGGAAAUAAUUUUCAUCAUGGAUAUGGAAGAAGCACUUCUACAACUGGUGGCCAUGCUGUGGUUUUUUCAACAAACGAUGUGGUGUCAUCUGGUGCUGCUCUUCUUGUUCAUUCCGGGAUUUCUCUAAGAACAUGAAAACAAAUGUGAUGAUCUCUAAGUGGGACGAAAUCAGCAGGCAGUUGUACCUAGUAGGCCUGUCCGAAAGGGUCGAAACACGACUCUCAGAUAGGAAAUUGCACUUGAU
Molecule: messenger RNA, 3056 nt
Organism: Amoebophrya sp. A120
Lineage: Eukaryota; Dinophyceae; Syndiniales; Amoebophryaceae
Source: the annotation of a GenBank genome assembly